Molecule: messenger RNA, 2282 nt
Organism: Anarrhichthys ocellatus (wolf-eel)
Lineage: Eukaryota; Metazoa; Chordata; Actinopteri; Perciformes; Anarhichadidae
Product: G protein-activated inward rectifier potassium channel 3-like
Exons: 4
Coding region: 132-1739 (535 amino acids)
Biological process (GO): potassium ion import across plasma membrane; regulation of monoatomic ion transmembrane transport
Cellular component (GO): plasma membrane
Molecular function (GO): inward rectifier potassium channel activity
Source: RefSeq, a predicted model, not a curated record
GCCUCCUUCGUCGGAUCAAACUGGAUGACUCCAACAAGGAAGUUGAGUUCUGGCAGCAGCUGUAUUCAUCUUAAAGUAUGCUCUAUAGACGGAAAACCUGAAGUGAAAUCCACAUCUGGAGGAUCUCAGCAAUGAUCUCCACUGUGAUGUGCAGCAAAGAGACUCUACAGAACGUUCAGUGCAACAGUCCCAUCAGGAGCCCCGUCAGGGACGAGCCUCGCAGGACCUCCAUCCCCCCAGUGCAGACUCUCAUUGCUAAACAUCUGAUGGCAUACCUGCCCCAACCACAGUCUGAAUCCAACCGUUGCACUCCUUGCACCUUCAAAGCUACAGCUAAAUCCACUGUUGCUGCCAUAAGGACCACCAAAAGAACCUCUCUCAUCCACAACUUGAACUAUGCUAAGUGCUCAUCACUCCCACCAUCCCAGGAGGGCUCCCCCUCCCUGAGUUCCUGCAGCCAGUCCUCUCACGCUCUGACUUUGGCUGAGCAAGAGCCCCAACCCCAACCGCACACUAUCCAAGCAGCUCCUCUGGAACCAGGAGAGGAGACGCCAAAGCCUCAGCGUUUGCAUCGCAGCAAAGGCCUCAAGCGCUUCAGCUCGAGGUGGCAACCGGUAGGCUCCACUGGCAGCGGCGGAAACAUUCCCGUGUCUGCCAUCGAGAAGCUGCAUGUUGCAAAGAGUCACAAGAAGCGCUGUAAGCUCCUGGGUGAUGAGCACUCACCGUAUGUCACCGCCAGCAAUCUGCGCCAACGUUACGUCACCAAGGAUGGCAAGUGCAGGGUCAAUCUGGGACCUAUUGCAGACAAGAGUCGCUUCCUCUCAGAUAUUUUCACCACAUUAGUGGAUCUCAAGUUUAGCUGGUUCCUUCUCGUCUUCACUAUGUGCUACAUUCUCACAUGGGUGGCCUUUGGUGGAAUCUACUUCUUCGGUGCCUGGUUGCGUGACGACAUUACACAUGUUCACGACCCACAAUGGAAGGCAUGUUUCCAAAAUGUUGACAGUUUCCUUUCAGCCCUGCUGCUGUCGUUGGAGAGCCAGAGGACUAUUGGGUACGGCUCCAGGAUGGUGACAGCCAACUGCUCCGAGGGUACGGUAAUCCUGAUGGUCCAGUCCAUCCUUGGCUCCAUUAUCGAUGCUCUGAUGGUGGGCUGCAUGUUUGUUAAAAUCUCCCGGCCACAGCAGAGAGCCCAGACGCUGACCUUCAGCAAGCACUGCGUCAUAUGUGAGCGUGACGAAAAGCUGUGCAUGCUCUUCCGCAUUGGUGAUCUGAGAGUGAGCCACAUGGUGGAUGCCAAAAUCCGUGCCAAGCUGAUCAAGUCCAGGCAGACAAAGGAGGGCGAGUUCAUCCCACUGGAGCAGUCGGAAAUCAACCUGGGCUACGACACCGGGGGGGACAGGCUGCUCCUGGUGGAACCCCAGACCAUCACCCACGUCAUCAAUAAAAGCAGCCCCUUCUGGGAGUUGGGGUCCGAGCGUUUGAAGAGGGAGACCUUUGAGAUCAUUGUCAUCCUGGAGGGCAUCGUGGAAGCAUCAGGCAUGACAUGCCAGGCGAGGACCUCCUACACGGAGGACGAGGUUCUCUGGGGCCACCGCUUUGAGUCGUGCAUUUCCUUGGAGAAAGGAGCUUUUCUCGUGGAGUACAGUGCAUUUGACAAAACGUUUGAAGUCCAAAUGUCCCCACUCAGCGCAAAAGACAGCAAAGAAACAAGAGGUUGUGUUUUAGAAAAUGCUGGCUAAAAUAAUAGUCCUUGGGUCUGUAUGUUAAAGUGGCAAUCUCGAAGAUUUUCAUUUAGAUGAAUGUCUGUUAAGUAAAGUAAGUGAUUGAGCCUAUGGCUAAGUGAUGAAAGUAUUGCAAUAUUGCAAUAUAUUGUCUGUAGUAUUACAAAUUGGCUGUCUGUGCCGACAUUCCCAGAAAUAAAAUGCUGUAUUACAGUUUUCUCCAUUGUAUACAAACCAAAAAUUAAACUAUGCAAACAAUUCGAAAAACUUGAAGUUUAUGACUCCAGACUGUUACACUCUGAGCAUAAUUUCAUUGUUUUUAUGUAGAUAGAAAUUCUAAAUCAACAAGGACUGAAAUCUUUAGGAUUGCCCAUUUAACAUCGCAUAUAAUGAGUGACUUCAAGUGAUAUUCCCUGAUAAAUUAUAACAUUCAUACUUCAUGAGUAUUAAUCUCUGGGCAGCCAUAAUUUAUGUUGCUCUGUCGUGGGUAUAAUAAGGUUUGUUUUUAUUGUCACAUUAUGAAAAUUGUUAUGUUGCGUUUAAUUAAAAAUAAACAUCCUG